AUGGCGGAUGACAAAAGUCUCGCUCACAUUGGCAAUGAAAGCCAUGACAAGGCCACCGUGUCUGAUGGGCCUGAACACCUAGAAGAUGGCAUCGCCAACACCGAGAUCAGUUAUGACAACAACGGUCUCGCUGGUAUUAUUCGAUCGCCCUAUGUGUUUGGUGCCGCCCUCCUAGCCUCCUUUGGUGGCUUCUCCUUCGGUUACGAUCAGGGUGUCAUCUCCAUCAUCCUUACAAUGCCCCAGUUUCAGGAUACCUUUCCUGAGAUCUCGCCGGGCCAUGCUCGCUAUGGUUUCAACACCGGUUUUAUGACUGGAAUGCUUGAAUUCGGCGCCUUUGCCGGCUGCCUGUUCUUCCCUCUUCUUGCCGACCGAUAUUCCCGCAAGUAUGGCCUUGCUGUAGCUACAGCGUUCUUCUGCGUUGGUGCUAUUAUCCAGACUGCUGCACACAACUAUGGCACUCUUGUAGCUGGACGCACUAUUGGUGGCGUCGGUGUUGGUACCCUUGCCAUGGGCGCUCCCUUGUAUAUCUCUGAGAUCGCACCUCCCAACCUGCGAGGUUCUCUACUUGUCCUCGAGGCCAUCUCUAUCGUCAUAGGCGCCAUUAUCGCCUACUGGAUCACUUAUGGCUGCCGUGACAUCUCUAAUGACUGGGCUUUCAGACUCCCUUUCCUUUUGCAGAUGGUCCCCGCUUUGAUGGUUGGCAUCGGCAUUCAGUUUUUCCCAUUCUCACCCAGAUGGCUUGCUAUGCGUCAUCGUAAUGAAGAUGCCCUGCAUUCGCUCCAGAAGCUUCGCCGUUUGCCUGGAACUGACGCUCGUAUCCAAGCAGAAUGGAAGGGCAUUGUCCGCGAAGCUGAGGUUCAUGAGAUGCUGCUGAACCGGGAUCACGGCGCCAAUAAGAACCCUGUCGUCCUCGAGUUCCAGCAGUGGGGUGACCUUUUCAAGCCCAAGUACAUCCGACGCACCACUGUGGCACUCGCCAUCCCUUUCUUCCAACAGUUCUCGGGUAUCAACGCUUUCGUCUACUACGCACCCAUUUUCUUUGCUGCACUCGGCCAGGACUACGAGAUGUCCCUUAUUCUUAGCGGUAUGGUCAAUAUCUGCCAGUUCGUUGCCGGUAUUCCCACUUUUCUCUUCCUUGAUAAGAUUGGACGUCGCAAACUUUCCAUUUUCGGAGGCAUUGCUAUGGGUAUCCCUCACAUAAUCAUGGCUGGUAUUGUGAGCAAGUACAACGGCAAGUGGGUUGAGAACCCUGGCAUGGGCUGGUUUGGCGUGGCUCUCAUCUAUAUUUACGUUCUUGCAUAUGCCUCAUCUUACGGUCCCCUGGCGUGGACUCUCCCCGCAGAGGUCUUCCCCAGCUCUAAACGAGCAAAAGGUGUAGGUGCUGCCACAGCUAUGGUUUGGUUGGCUAAUUUUAUUAUUGGUGUUAUUGUUCCUGAGAUGCAGCUUAAGCUUGGAUGGGGUACUUACCUUUUCUUUGGUUGCUUCUGUUUUGCUGCCUCUAUUUUCUCGUUCUUCUUCGUACCUGAGACUGCGGGCAAGAGUCUGGAGCAGAUAGCUGGCGCUUUCGGCGACAGUCUUGAGGAUGAAGAGAACGAGCUCGGAUCGCGGGCCCACUAG
This is a messenger RNA of Fusarium mangiferae, 1617 nucleotides long. RefSeq lists its product as uncharacterized. The coding region runs from base 1 to 1617 and encodes 538 amino acids. The transcript is spliced from 2 exons. Gene Ontology annotation, biological process: carbohydrate transport; transmembrane transport. Gene Ontology annotation, cellular component: membrane. NCBI's taxonomy places the organism in Eukaryota, Fungi, Ascomycota, Sordariomycetes, Hypocreales, Nectriaceae. The record is from RefSeq and is a predicted model, not a curated record. Gene Ontology annotation, molecular function: carbohydrate:proton symporter activity.